AACAUGUAACUUAUAUAAAGAUUAUUUAUAAAUUUACACCAAUCAAGCGAAGCAUAGUUUUGAAAGAGGGGAUCAUUAAAGAUCGUUAAUCGUAUGGGAAUUGAGAAGUUACGAAUACGAAGUAUUCUCUAAGUGGAUCGAAGACAGAAAACAUGAAAGAAUAUAAGUGUGGAAAACUCAUAAUUGAAGGAAAAACCAAAAAGGUUUAUGAAGUUCUAAAUGAUUCUACUUUAUGUCUCUUACAAAGUAAGGAUCGUAUUACUGCUGGAGAUGGUGAAAAAUCUCAUGAUUUAAAAGGGAAAGCUGCAAUUAGUACAGCUACUACAGCUAAAGUUUUUCAAUUGUUAAAUGAAGCUGGAAUAAAAACUGCAUUUAUCGAAGUGGUAAAUGACACUGCUUUCAUUGCACAAAAAUGUGAAAUGGUCCCAAUAGAAUGGGUCACUAGAAGAUUAGCUACAGGCAGUUUUUUAAAAAGGCAUCAAGGAGUUCCCGAAGGAUAUAGAUUUAAUCCACCAUUACAAGAAACAUUCUUUAAAGAUGAUGCCAAUCAUGAUCCACAAUGGUCAGAGGAACAAAUUAUUUCUAUUGGUUUUAAGUUGAAUGAACUUAUAAUAGGGAAAGAUGAAUUUGAUAUUAUGCAACGUACUGCACUUGUUGUAUUUGAGGUUUUAGAAAGGGCAUGGGCAACUAGAGAUUGUGCUCUUAUUGAUAUGAAAAUAGAAUUUGGAGUGAACAUAAAUGGUGAAAUUAUGGUAGCAGAUAUAAUUGACAGUGACUCUUGGAGACUUUGGCCAUCUGGUGAUAAAAGAUUGAUGAAAGAUAAACAGGUAUAUAGAAAUUUGAAUACUGUAACUCAAGAAGAUUUGGAUACUGUAAAACGUAAUUUUAAAUGGGUAGCAGAUCAACUUGACUUUCUCAUUCCACCAGCUAGGAGUCUUGUUGUUAUUCUAAUGGGAUCACCUUCUGAUGAAGAUCAUUGUAAAAAAAUAGCAGAACAUGCAAAGUCUUUAGGUUUAAAGGUUCAACUUCGUGUAUGCAGUGCCCAUAAAGGUACUCAAGAAACAUUGCGUAUUCUUGCAGAAUACGAAGGUACUUAUGAAAAGGUGGUGUUAAUAGCUGUAGCAGGGAGAAGUAAUGGAUUGGGUCCAGUACUCUCUGGAAACACAGCUCUGCCUGUUAUUAAUUGCCCACCUUUCAAUAAUAUUAAUAUUUCACAAGAUUUGUGGUCGUCUAUUAAUGUUCCAUCAGGGAUUGGAUGCACCACAGUUGCUUAUCCUGAAAGUGCAGCAUUAUCGGCCGCUCAAAUUCAUGCAUUACAUGACCAUCUGGUUUGGGCACGUCUACGAGUAAAGCAGUUGAUAAAUUACAUUACUUUAAAGCAAGCUGAUGUUAAACUAAAAAAUCUUGUUAUAUAAUAUAUUGUGUCAAAAUUUAAUAUUACGAUUUCACAACUUAAUUUUACACAUUACAUUGUAAACAACUAAUUAAGCAAUUGUUUGUACAAGUUUAUACAAAUGAACGUAAGAUAAAUACCUUAAAGCUCUUAAUUUCAUUUGAUGUAAACUUUCUAUGAUAUUUAUGUUACUAUAAAUAUAUAUAUAUAUAUUUGUGGUAUUUGGGCUAUCAUUUAUAUUUGAGUAAUCAGUUCGUGAAUGAAUUUAAUUUUACAUAAAUGUUUGUACUAGCCCUUUUUGUGUAUACCGUGUUAUUGUUUUUCUUAGUUAUCCUUUAUUGGUUGCAAGUAUAUAAUAUUCAUUUAUUCACAUAUAAACAAAUUUACGAAUAAAAUAAAAAUAUGCAUAAUUUUGUAUGCAGUCAUCUUUUAUGUAUUACAUACUUAAUCUGAAACAAAAAACUUGAAUGAUUACUUUGUAUCAAACAUGUCAAUAAAAUUAUAUUAAAUCA
This is a messenger RNA of Bombus huntii, 1905 nucleotides long. RefSeq names its product bifunctional phosphoribosylaminoimidazole carboxylase/phosphoribosylaminoimidazole succinocarboxamide synthetase (gene Paics). Gene Ontology annotation, molecular function: phosphoribosylaminoimidazolesuccinocarboxamide synthase activity. The record is from RefSeq and is a predicted model, not a curated record. The transcript is spliced from 6 exons. Bases 153 to 1415 code for a protein of 420 amino acids. Lineage: Eukaryota; Metazoa; Arthropoda; Insecta; Hymenoptera; Apidae. Gene Ontology annotation, biological process: 'de novo' IMP biosynthetic process.